CUCUUUCAAAUCAGGACAGGCAGAGGCCUAGUGUGGGGUGUGUGUGUGGCGGGGGUUUCCCGGCUGCUUGGCCUUCUUUCCAUCCACCCUCAUCCUCCUCCUCUUCGCCCCGGUAGCGGAAGCUCUCCUGCCGGCCAUCUCGGAAGGUGGAGGAGGAGUCGGAGGAGGCGGCAGCGGCGGCGGCUCCUCUGCCUGUUCAGGCGGGGCGGGAAGCGGAAGGAGGGGACACCCGGCGCGGCCUGGUGAGUUACCCCCCGGCCCGACUAGGCCGCGGCCUGGCCGUUGCCUUGGCAACCAGGCCUUCCAGCCACAAUGUCAGAAGGGGACAGUAGCGGUGAGUCGAUCCAUGGGAAGCCUUCCGUGGUCUUUAGAUUUUUCACGAGACUUGGACAGAUUUACCAGUCCUGGCUAGACAAAUCUACUCCGUACACAACAAUCCGAUGGGUCGCAACAUUGGGUUUAAGUUUUAUCUACAUGAUUAGAGUUUAUUUACUGCAGGGUUGGUAUAUCGUGACGUACGCCUUGGGUAUCUACCACCUAAAUCUCUUCAUAGCUUUCUUGUCGCCAAAGGUCGAUCCCUCCCUCAUGGAAGAUUCAGAUGAAGGGCCUUCAUUACCGACAAAACAGAACGAGGAAUUCCGGCCUUUUAUCCGGAGGCUGCCAGAAUUCAAGUUCUGGCAUUCUGCCACGAAAGGCAUCCUGGUGGCCAUGACCUGUACAUUCUUCGAAGCUUUCAACGUUCCAGUGUUUUGGCCGAUUCUGGUGAUGUAUUUCAUUAUGCUGUUCUGCAUCACGAUGAAGAGGCAAAUCAAGCAUAUGAUAAAAUACCGAUAUAUACCCUUCACCCACGGCAAGAGGAGAUAUAAAGGAAAAGAAGACCCAGGAAAAACUUUUGCUAGCUAGAAAAAAAACCCUCUUUCAAACCUUGCUGACCAACUUUUCUCCCCCCCCUCCCACCCCCCCAGCGUUAUAAUUAAAAAAAAUCGGUUUUGAGCCAUUGUAACGAUGCCUCUCUGUCCUUCAUCAUCGAUCGUCCAUGAGCGAUCCGGAGGAUUCGUUUCGGUCUCUUCUGCGGAUUCGAGAGGGGUAGGCGUGCGUCUGUGUGUGUCUGAUUCCUAAUGCCUUUCCGUGUCCACAGAAUUCUGCCGUUUCGACCGCAUCUUCUGAAUUUUGCGGCUCUGUUUUAUCCGUCCACGGCCUUCCUUUCCCCCCCCUCCCUUUUAUUUUGUUUUCCUUCGGACGUUAUCACAUGUUUACACAUACAGUAGGUACGUCUCUCUCUCUCUGGGAUCUUGGCUUUCCAGAUUUGGCUGGCGGCCUUCACAAAUAUCUAAAGGACGCCUCUUGCAUUGUAUUCCACGUGGAAUAAAAUAGGGAAUUAGAAGCCGAAUAUUCUUUGGGAAGGCCGACAGCUAGUAUGAAGAGUUAAGGAAAAAUGAUCGGUUAUUAUUAUUAUUAUUUUUUGUAAUUCUCCAACCUAAUCUGCUUGCUGAAAACGAGAGAAUUGUAAUUUGCGAGAAUGGGAUGCAGCGAUACACGUUCAGAUUUGAGUAAUCCAUACCUCCCUGCUAGUUUUAACUUAAUUUGGGCGUUUUCAAAUUAAACCUCGUCUCGACUGACUGACGGAAAUCAAGCUUGGCUUUUAAAAUGAAGAGGUGGAAGAUGGGGUGGCUGGUAUUAUUAUUAUUUUUGAGGUUUUUCGGUCAAAAAAGCCGUUUUGUAAUUAUUCCAAGAUAUUAUUUUUUUUUUUAAAUUUUGGAAAAAGCCUGGAAUAUAUAUGAUAUUAGGUAAAGAGUAUUUUGACACAUUUCUUUGCUAAAGGGUUGUUUUGUUUUGUUUUGUUUUUAAAGUUUGCUUCAUAGCAAACUUUCCAAGAUGCAACUAGAUUGAACUGGCAGACUGAACUUUAUGGGGCUUUUGCCCAAGCUUAUAUUAAUUUUCUACGGAGAGAAAUCUUAAAACAGCCUGCAUGUAAAAGCAUUUUCGGUGUGAUAUAGCUACGGACAGUUUUUAUUAAGUGACUUUUUAAAUUCCAAAAAAAAAAAAAAGUUUAUUAAAAAAACGAAGACCUUGUCCCGUUCUUGGAUUCAGCCGUCUUUAUAAAACAAAUGUAAAAAGCUUAUGUAUUAUGGUUUCUCUCCGCCCUGCUCUCUUUAAAAUGCGUUAUCAUUUAAUCUUGUGGCAUAUAUUGUAUUUUAGCUGUCUCAAUAAAAACAGCCCUUUGCACUAUU
Molecule: messenger RNA, 2231 nt
Organism: Pantherophis guttatus
Lineage: Eukaryota; Metazoa; Chordata; Lepidosauria; Squamata; Colubridae
Gene: RER1
Product: retention in endoplasmic reticulum sorting receptor 1
Biological process (GO): protein retention in ER lumen; retrograde vesicle-mediated transport, Golgi to endoplasmic reticulum
Cellular component (GO): Golgi membrane
Source: RefSeq, a predicted model, not a curated record